AUGGCCCCUUCCGUCAAGAAUGCAUCCCCUGCGCCAGACAUACUUAGCUCCACAGUCAAUUCUGGCUCGUGCCUGGCAAUCACACCUGUAGUAUCUCUCAACCUCCCGAACCUCGUACAAACGUUCAUCAUCACCAUCGCGUCGAGCAUCACGAGGGGAAUAGUAACACCAGCGAUGUUGUGGUGUUCAUCACUUAUUACACGCAGGCAGCUCUACUUCCCUCUGUUGAACCUCAGCGGCGUAUACCGCGCAAUCAACCAAACCCUCGUUGAUACCGAGAAAUUGCUUCACCUCGAUGAGCCUACUGAAGUGGUCGAUGAACCUGAUCCUAAGGAAUCAGUAGUCUCGAACGGCGAAGUUGAAUCUUACAACGUAUCUUUCAUUGACCACCAAACUUCCGCGCUGCAUAAUAUUUCCCCCGUGGCGAAAGCGGAGAAGGCAAAAGCACAUUCCUGUGCCUCUUCUACCGUUUCUACAACCUCCAACCCGGCUCAGGGUGUAUCCUAAUCGACAGUCAAGACAUCCGCAUGGUCAUGCUCUCGAGCCUGCGUCGUGCAAUAGCCGUCGUACCCCAAGACCCCGUACGCUUCAACGCCAACAUCGGGCUUAUAGCCAGCCUUCCAUCACGCCCCCUGAUAAAAGCACCAUUAUGUCAAAUGCGUACCCGCGAGUAAACCCCAGACGGGUGUGGGUGUGGGUACGAGCUCGUCGUAGUCUCGCAAAAAACCCAUACCAGUCAGAGCGGGUACAGGUUUUUCCCAGGCAUGGGUGCGGGCGUGGCCUUUGGUACCCGGUGGUUCACCUGUGCGGAUCCCUAGCGUCGACAGAUAGAAACAUUUGAUGUUAGUAUAUUAAUAUGAAUUAUAACGAAAAUGAUGUCAUCAGGACAAUAUUAAAU
Messenger RNA from Suillus subalutaceus, 898 nucleotides. RefSeq lists its product as uncharacterized. The record is from RefSeq and is a predicted model, not a curated record. The coding region runs from base 1 to 507 and encodes 168 amino acids. The transcript is spliced from 3 exons. NCBI's taxonomy places the organism in Eukaryota, Fungi, Basidiomycota, Agaricomycetes, Boletales, Suillaceae.